CUAUCUCUCUUUUCUUUUCUCGUCAUUUUUUUUUCCAGAAUUUCUUGCUUUUCGUUGAAUUGGAUUCAAAAUCUGGCCAUUUCUUCUUCCUUUCUCUGCCACUCUGUGUUUCUUAUGUUUCUUACUCUCUCUCUCUCGCUCUUUCUCACAUCUCCUUCAUUUUCUCUCCUUCUUACAAGCACCAUGUGAACUCCCAUUCGAUCCAUCUACUUCUGGAACAUAAUCUAUCUUAUUCGAAUCGACAAGCAUCGAUUCAUAACCUUUGAUGAGUAGGAGUGAGAGAUCAGGACUAUAUCGGGAACCAUAGAUUUGAUGCAAAUAGUAUACUAUUUAUCCAAAAUUUACUAAAUAGUAUGAGUCUUUAGUAAAUACUAUAUCACUUUUAGAUACAAAAAUGACAUCUACGAUUUGUAGGUAUUGCUUUUGCAUUGUUUGAUGUAAAUUAGAGAAUAAAAGUUUCUGAUUCUGGAAUUGACUGCUUCUUUUUAUUGUGAUGCAAUCUGGUGUUGAAGAUGAAUAGAUGGUGAUGAAGCGAAUGGAUCAGAGUCGUCACCACCACCACGACAACCACCAUUGCAAUCAAUAUUACCACCAUCACCGCCGUCGUUGCCGACACCACCAUCACCACUCCUUAUCUCAUCUUGUUUUCUCGUCCUCUGUUCUUACCAAACUCACAAACUAUCUCUUCUCUUUCUCUCUAAAACAUAACCAAGCUUACAAUUUCACGCGUGUGUCCACACACUCAAACAAAUAUGAAGGAGUAUUUAGACAUUUCAUCUCCCAUAUGUGUUAUUUACUUAAUUUACCACAUUGUGCUGCUAUAUUCUUAAAUACUUUAUCAAAAUAGGUUAGUUUUGCAAAAGACCCUUUUCUCAUUACUACAUCCCCCAAAACUCAUAUUCUUUUUUUAACAUCGUUGUCUCCAACAACAAUGUCAAUAACUAAUGUACAAAUUUUCUCUAGAACAGAUGAAUUAGAUUGAUAUUUGAUAGUUACUAGUUAGGUGGUAAAAGAAGAAAAAUGUACUAGUAAAUUACUAACCACGAAUAAUUCAUUUUAUAGUCACUAAUCAUAAUAGGAUAGUAAUAUUAAUCGUUAAUUAUCUACUUUCAAGUUUCAAACUUGACUCUUUCUUUUUUAUAUUAUUUUUAUUAACCAUAAUAAAAGAAAAUAAAAUCAGGACACUGCUUUUUCUUCUCUAUAAAGAGAAAAUCUCCAAAAGCAAUAAGAAAUGUGAAGCUGCUUCACAGUCUUACUCUUCUACACACUCAAGUUGAAAUCAGAAGAAGAACCAUCAAUGGCUUCUUCAAUAUCUCUCUUUCUCCUCCCUCUCCUUCUUCUUCUCUCCCACGCUUCAGCUUCAACGGUAAUAUUCUACAACAAGUGCACGUACACUGUCUGGCCUGGGAUCCAGCCUAGCUCCGGCCAGUCAGUACUCGCUGGCGGCGGAUUUAAACUGUCGCCGAACAGAGCUUACACUCUUCAACUUCCACCGCUCUGGUCCGGUCGCUUCUGGGGACGCCACGGUUGCUCCUUCGACAGAUCUGGCCGUGGUCGCUGCGCUACCGGAGACUGUGGCGGUUCUUUCCUCUGUAACGGAGCUGGCGGUGUACCUCCGGCUACUCUUGCCGAGAUCACCCUCGGUCAUGACAUGGACUUUUAUGACGUCAGCCUCGUUGAUGGAUAUAACUUGGCGAUGUCGAUAAUGCCGGUGAAGGGUACGGGAAAGUGUACCUACGCUGGUUGCGUAAGCGACCUGAACCGGAUGUGCCCGGUUGGUCUACAAGUCCUUUCACGUGACGGGAAACAGGUAGUAGCCUGUAAAAGCGCAUGCUCUGCCUUUAACUCACCACGCUAUUGUUGUACCGGCUUGUUCGGUAACCCACAGUCAUGCAAGCCUACGGCUUACUCUAAGAUCUUCAAGGUAGCUUGCCCUAAGGCUUACUCAUACGCCUAUGACGACCCAACUAGCAUUGCUACGUGUUCUAAAGCUAACUACAUCGUCACUUUUUGCCCCCACCGCGGCCGUUGAUUAAAAUCUCACUUUUAAUGUAUUUACAUGAUUGAUUAUUUAGUACGAGGUUUCUAAUUCUUCUCAUGAUUGCUUAAUAACGGAGUUUAGUGUUUUUUCAAUGUCUUAUUUGUUCUUGUUCGAUGAUCUAGAAACUAAUCACUUAAGAUUUCAUGGAUUUAUUACAAAGAA
This is a messenger RNA of Arabidopsis lyrata subsp. lyrata, 2203 nucleotides long. Its product is annotated as thaumatin-like protein. Lineage: Eukaryota; Viridiplantae; Streptophyta; Magnoliopsida; Brassicales; Brassicaceae. The record is from RefSeq and is a predicted model, not a curated record. Bases 1298 to 2032 code for a protein of 244 amino acids. Gene Ontology annotation, biological process: defense response. Gene Ontology annotation, cellular component: extracellular region. The transcript has 3 exons.